Molecule: messenger RNA, 981 nt
Organism: Alternaria ethzedia
Lineage: Eukaryota; Fungi; Ascomycota; Dothideomycetes; Pleosporales; Pleosporaceae
Exons: 3
Coding region: 1-981 (326 amino acids)
Source: RefSeq, a predicted model, not a curated record
AUGGCAAAGAAACUAGCUGUUAUCACCGGUGCGACUGGCAACCAAGGUGGUUCCAUCGCUCGCGGGUUGCUCAAGUCUGGUGACUGGCAGAUCCGCGCAGUGACCAGGAAUCCGAGCGGAGAGAAGGCCCAGAAGCUUGCUGCGGAGGGCAUGGAGGUCGUUCAAGGAAGUUAUGACGAUGAAGAGUCCAUUAGGAAAGCCUUCACAGGCGCGCAAGCCAUCUUCGCCGUGACUCAGUGGUGGGAACCUUUCUUCAAAGGCGCCAGUCAGUCUGAGGCCGGUGAGAUCGAGAAGCGCGAUGGCAUCAUGCUCGCGAGAUUGGCCGCUGAAGUAAAGACAUUGGAGCAUUACAUUUGGAGCACACUUCCUGCGGCAGACGAAAUCACCAAAGGCAAAUUCCCUGUCCCUCACUUCGACUACAAAGCCAAGGUCGACGAUCACAUCCGGAAGAACAUGCCAGAGCUGGCGGCUAAGACCACCUUUCUCAUGUUUGGCUUCUAUCCGUCCAAUUUUGCUUUCUUCCCCAUGUUGAAGCCACAGCCAGUGGCCAGUGCGCCGGGGAAAUACGUUUGGAUGGUCCCGUCAACUCCAUCCACCGUUUACCCCAUGGCCGGUGACAUGGCCAAAGACCCAGGUGUUUGGGCGCGCCAAAUCUUGGCGAACCCCAAGUUGACGCAUGGUAAAUACGCCGGUGUCUGCACCGAGGUUCUGUCCCUUGGAGAGGCGCUCUCGCAGUGGGAAGAGGUCUCAGGCAAGAAAGGCGUAUACGUGGAGUGCAAGCCAGAAGUUAUCGGUAGUUUGUUUGGCCUGGCCGGACAAGAGGCUGUCACAGGUGUUGUGUUUGGUGAAGCAGUGACGGACUGGUUUGGGCAUGUUAAGGAACAGGGUCUUUUCAUUACUAAGGAGCAGUUGGGUAUAUCGCCCGAUGAGGUUUCCAACUUCAAGCAAGCUCUUGAGGCGGUAAAACCAUUCUUGGGCUGA